UGCGCCCCGCUGAUAGGCAAACAGAGCAGCUAUUGUUAGCCGCGGACUGAAGUCUCCAGCAGGUUGUGUCAGAGUUUAUCCCACACUCACCACCUUCAUACCUGUUGAAUAUUCACAACACCUUUUUUUGGUUUUACGAGAGACUCUGUCGAAGAAAAAAGCUAAGCUGUGUGGGGCAGGUGAGGAGAGGGAAAAGUGGAAGGAAGGAAGACUGGAAAUCUCGGAGGAAAGAAGGAAGUAAACACGACCAUUGGAGAACUCAACAGGUUAAAUGUUAUAACACACGGACUUUUUUAAAACUUCCAACGUCGAAAAACGUACGAAAACAACAACAAAGAUGCCGUUGGGACCAUGGAGGAAGAAAAACAAGUCGACGAAGGAGCAUUUGGUGGAAAACGAGGAGGUCGGUGGCGGACACGCAGGUGCUGGGAGCUUGGCUAAUAAAUCCUCGGUGAACGGAGCAGGUCUACCGCCUCCACCGGCCAACCUGAGGCCCAAACUGGUGUUCCACACGCAGCUGGCGCACGGCAGCCCCACCGGCAGGAUCGAGGGCUUCUCCAACGUCAAGGAGCUGUACGGGAAGAUAGCAGAAGCCUUUAACAUCAGCCCACCUGAGAUCCUGUUCUGCACCCUCAACACUCACAAGAUCGACAUGGACAAGCUGCUGGGGGGGCAGAUCGGCCUCGAGGAUUUCAUCUUCGCCCACAUUAAAGGGAUCAAGAAGGAGGUGGAGGUUCAUAAAUCUGAAGAUGCCUUGGGCCUCACCAUCACCGACAACGGAGCGGGAUACGCUUUCAUAAAGCGUAUCAAAGAUGGCAGCGUGGUGGACGGGGUGAAGGUGAUUAAUGUGGGCGACCACGUGGAGUGCAUAAACGGACAUAACAUCGUCGGGACACGGCAUUACGAGGUCGCCCGCAUGCUUAAAGAGCUGCCCAAGGACAAGACGUUCACACUGAAACUGGUGGAGCCCAUGAAGGCCUUCGAAAUGCUUGAGCCCAGGUCAAAAGGGGCCAAACCUGCCAGCGAAAACAAGAUCGGCACGGGGAGGGGGACCCUGAGACUCCGCUCCAAGGGCCCAGCUACUGUAGAGGAGGAGCCAACAGAAUUUGAGGACAAGGCGGUAAAGAAAGUGGACGACCUCCUGGAGAGCUACAUGGGAAUCAGAGACACUGAACUGGCCGCUACGAUGGUGGAGGUCGGCCGUGACAAGAAGAACCCGGAUGAAUUCGCCAUGGCGUUGGACGAGACCCUCGGAGACUUCGCCUUUCCCGAUGAGUUUGUGUUUGACGUGUGGGGGGCCAUCGGAGACGCCAAGCAGGGAAGAUUUUAAACUAGCUCUUGUCCCUGAAAAACAUACACACACACACACACACACACACACACACACACACACACACACACACACACACACACACACACACACACUCUCACAUGUAAUAUCCUCAGAAUGAAACUGGACAAACUUCAACCCCCACAAACUGGAAGUGGAUUGAUCGUUUUUGCCAUCAGUUUGCUCUCGAGUGUAGCUUUGCACUUUGGAGUGUCUUAAAGCAUCAGUAAAGUCAGUUUAGGUAGGGAAUUAAACACGUAAUGCAUUUCCAAACACUGGAUCUGCUUCCUGGACGAGUUAGUGAUUCAUUCCAGAUGUUGUAAAAUACUUUUGUACCCCCACCCCCUCCCCCGAGAGACACUUAACAGCUCUUGUUGCUCUUCUUCUUGAGAGUAGCGAACACCGGUCUAUUACACUGGGUUUGUGCACACCUUACAUUUUUUAACAAUCAGUUUAAAUCACACUCUAUAGCUGUGUCAUUUCUAAUAUACAGAUGUUUCACAGCUUUUUAUAGAUUUUUCGUUUUAUAUAUAUGUGAAAAUGUUGCUGGUGUUAAAGCAGCAACGUUGUGUAAUUAGUGUAAUUAUAGUGAUUGAAGCAAUACUUAUUUUAUUUCCCUCCUUUCUUUUAAAAUCUUUUAAAUGUCGGAUCGUCGCCCUCAUUCACUUUGCUGAUGUUUGUUUACUUUCAGAUUUUCUCUGUGCCCUUACACACCUCAGGCUGGAGCCCUUCGUCAGUAGAUGUAGUAAUACGCAGAAGUGAGAGUUUUAUUUUGAAAUUGAACUUUAGCCAAGAUUUCUGACACAUUCCAACACCAUUCCUCAUGUUUCUCAUGUUGUUUUAGUCCGUUAGGCUUGUUAAAAUGUCUAGAAAUGAGUCUUACUUUUAGAUGCGUGCUUAUAUUUUUCCUGUAAUUUAUUUUAUUUUGAUAAAUCCUAUGCUGCAAGUCAUUUUUACACUGAGACAUGGCUCGGUAUGAGAGACAGUUUUUUCUUUAAUAAGCCAUUUUUAGGGCUGUGUCUGGAAUGGGAUCAAUUGCAAUCCAAUGUCUUCAAUAAAUGCACUCGCAUUAAUGUACCUGCACUAUUUAAAUCACUGUCAAACUGAAUUUAAAUAGUGACUUGAUUAGUGUCAUCUGCUGUUAACUGUGUGCAGCAGUUUCAUAUUGUUUGACACACCAUAAGGGAUCACUGUUGUACGAUAGACAAUAAAAUUUGAUAUACUGUUA
Eleginops maclovinus (Patagonian blennie) is the source of this 2558-nucleotide messenger RNA. RefSeq names its product GIPC PDZ domain containing family, member 2 (gene gipc2). NCBI's taxonomy places the organism in Eukaryota, Metazoa, Chordata, Actinopteri, Perciformes, Eleginopidae. The record is from RefSeq and is a predicted model, not a curated record. Gene Ontology annotation, molecular function: protein binding. The transcript is spliced from 6 exons. The coding region runs from base 338 to 1330 and encodes 330 amino acids.